This is a messenger RNA of Mesocricetus auratus (golden hamster), 1887 nucleotides long. It is a transcript of the gene Fcrl6, whose product is annotated as Fc receptor like 6. Gene Ontology annotation, biological process: cell surface receptor signaling pathway. Bases 1 to 975 code for a protein of 324 amino acids. The transcript has 5 exons. NCBI's taxonomy places the organism in Eukaryota, Metazoa, Chordata, Mammalia, Rodentia, Cricetidae. Gene Ontology annotation, molecular function: transmembrane signaling receptor activity. The record is from RefSeq and is a predicted model, not a curated record.
AUGCGGAGAUCAGUCCUUGGCCUCCAGGGCUACGCCGUCUGGGACUUUCUUCCUGAGCCUUGGGCUUAUGUCUCCCCAGAGUUGUUCCAGACUCCUGUGCUGAGCUCUGUCCUCCCUCCAUUCUUCCAAGAGGGGAGACCGCUGGUCCUGAGGUGUCAGACAAAGCUGCACCCCCAGAAGCUAGCCUUGUGGUCCUUUUACUCUUUCUACAAGGAUGGUCAUGCCAUUCAGAACAGGAGUCACAACCCAAUACUCCACAUCUCAGAAAUCAAGGAGGCAGACUCUGGGCUUUACCAGUGUGCGGUGGACACUAAGGACGGCCUAAUCCAGAAACGAAGCCAACGACUGGAGAUCCAAGUACAGGUGCCCGUAUCCCAUCCUGCGGUUACUCUGCGCCACGAAGCCACUAACCCUGCUGCGGGAGACACGGUGGAGUUUCUCUGUGAGGUCCAGAGUGGCUCCCUUCCAAUCUUGUGCUCAUUCUACCUUGAUGGAGAGAUCCUAGGGGACUCCCUGGCUUCCGCUGGCCGAGUCGCCGCCCUCCUCAUCUCAGUGAAGCCAGAGUGGAGUGCUCGGAACUAUUCCUGCGAAGCAAAAAAUAAUGUCUCCAGAGAGAGGAGUGAGCCCCGGAAGUUCCCCUUGGUUGGUUCUCAAGUCUUGUCUGCCAUCAGCAACCGGUCAAUUGCCUGGCUACUUGCAAGCCUGCUGUGUGGGAUAGUCCUUGCCACUGUGUUUCUAAUUCACUUCUUCAGGCCCUGUAAAAAAGAUGGGAAGGGCACUAGCCAAGAGAUGAAAGAAGAUGAAUGCAGACUUUCUGAACCGAAUGUUUCUCCUCCCACAGCCAGACCUAAGGAGCUCACUACAGAAGUACAAGACAAUCACAUCUAUGCAACGGUGAACAAACCAGCGAAAAGACAGCCGCUGAGUGAGAUCACCACGAAUGAUCUGGAUCCAAACAGCAUGAAAAGCCAAUAACCCCUUGGUGUCUGAUGAUGGGAUUCCCUGGUAGCGCAGUGCCUCCCUCCAUCUGCCCAUGUUCACCUCCAGCCCACAGUGCUCCCUUGUUGUUCCCCAGUGCUGCCCAGUUGCUUCCAGCUUUCUGUGGGUCAUCCAGUUCCUGAGUCCACAGGGAGGGGGGCCCCUGUGCCCUACUCCUGGCCAGGCACUCCUGAACUGUGGGUUCUCUUCUGAGUGGGAAACCAGGCAAUCGCAUGGGAAUGAACAAUUCCCACCUUCACACACACACACACACACACAAACAGUUCCAGAAGUACAAUUGGUGGGACCCAGAGCCACAUAUCUCUUCUUUCAAUGCAAAUGGAAAAGGGUGUUUCUUCCAGAUAGACAGAUGAUUGAUAGAUAGAUGAUGGAGAUAAAUAGAUGAUAGAUAGAGGUGAUAAAUGAUAGAUGCAUAGGUGAGUAUAUAGAGAUAGAUAGAUGAUAGACAGCAUAGGUAACAUAACAGGCAAAGGAUAAGAUACUAGAUAAUAAGAUACCAGAUACUAAGCACAGACAGAUACGUGUGUCUGUGAAUAAAUACACGAAGAUAAAUAGAUUUCAUACAAAAAGAGAAUAUGCUUGCAUUUAGCCUGAAAGCCAAGCAUGAAGCUGUGACUACAGGACUAAAAGACCCCUCAGAUGUUCGGCAGCACCAAGGUCAGCCAGCAAAUGUGUUGCCUGGAUAAUUUCAUAGAAUCUUGACAAUAGGGCCAGAGCCCUGAAGACAGCAAGGACUCUGCCUUCACCUGCAGCUCUGAGCAAGUUCAGCUCAGAGACAGAACUCAGCUUACCCAGAGUUCCAGAUUGCAGAGUGCACCAGAAAAGUCUGUCACUGCUUUCUUGUUUAAAAAAAUGGUUGUAAAUCUAUUUUGUUAAAAUAACUAUGUA